UUCCAAGACCACACUGACAGUCCCAAGGGAAACAGAGGAGACACAGGGAGAGGGCAGGAUCCACCGGCUCUCACUCAGCACAUUUCACCAGAAAGACCCAGGAGUCCAGAAGAGGAGCCACCACUUACGACAUUGUCUCCUUUGCAAAGGAUCUAUCAAGACAACAUAUAUUAUACGAAUAUAUACAAAUAUUUUCCUCUUCCAGGGAAGGAGAGAAAGAGAAAAGAGACUGUGAUCUCCAGAAUGCGAUUGUGAUUUUUCGUGUAAUCAAUACUGUAAGAUAUCCCCAGGUCUUUCUGCCGGACUGUAACUCAGAGGACAGCUGAUCAGUUUGCGGCAUGUGUACUUCACCUGCGGGGAAGCCAGGCACCGGGCAGCAGCCCGUGCUGCGCUGAUAACCCUGCUCUGAUGCCAUUUUGGAUGUCCCAGUGAGAACUCUUAGAGAUGCCUAUUCUCUCCAGAGGCAGUGACCAAGACUAUAGUAACAUUAGCUACACUUCUUGUAAUUCCUUGAGCCACUUCUUUCCUGUCUCCGUUGAAACCCCUACUGUCAAAGGGGUCCAUUACCAAAGAGCCAGGAGGAUUUACCGUCCUGAUCAAGUCUCUGCGGUCGAUCUAAAAUCAGAGAUCAUGAUAAAUGUUGGAGGCAUGAAGUACCUGCUACCUUGGAGUACAUUAGAUGAAUUUCCCCUGACCAGACUGAGCAAACUUAAGUUUUGCAGCAGCUAUGAAGAAAUAAUUCAGCUGUGUGACGAUUAUGAUGAAGACACCCAUGAGUUCUUCUUUGACAGGAACCCCAAUGCUUUUGGGAUGAUUGUCAGCUUUCUAGCAGCAGGGAAGCUGAUGCUCUUAAGAGACAUGUGUGCCUUGUCUUUUCAGGAGGAGCUGAGAUACUGGGGGAUUGAGGAAUCCAACCUGGAGAACUGCUGCUUUCGAAAACUAUUUCAAAAACUGCAAGAGUUGGCUGAGGUACGCAAAGAAGAGGAGCUCCGGACGAGCAAAGAAGCUACAUGUGUCUUGGAUGAGAAAACCAAAUUUGGACAGUUUAUGAACAGACUCAGAGAUAUGGUAGAAAAUCCACGAUCAGGACUCCCAGGCAAAGUCUUUGCUUGUCUCUCCAUUCUUUUUGUGGCCACCACAGCUAUAAGCCUUUGUGUUAGCACAAUGCCAGACUUCAGAGCUGAAGAAGACAGGGGCGAGUGUUCCCAAAAGUGCUAUUAUGUCUUCGUCAUAGAGACCGUCUGCGUGGCUUGGUUUUCCCUGGAGUUCUGCCUCCGAUUCAUUCAGGCAAGGAGUAAGUGUCAGUUCUUCAAAGGACCCCUAAAUAUCAUUGACUUCGUGGCUAUUUCACCCUAUUAUGCUUCCCUCAUCUUCUCAGAUAAUGACUCAAGUGAGGAGGACGACAGGCCAAGCAGUAACACAUAUUUGGAGAAGGAAAAAGAAUUCACAGCUUGCAGGUUCUCAAAAGCUGGCUUCCCCUUGCUGUCUCGAUUAGAAUGCCUGAACUCAGAAUUUAAGAUGGAUCUACUUCAUUCUGGAAGAAAAGCGGGGUAGUGCUUAUAGACAUAAGCAUCAUGCAGCAAGACAAGCAUUUGUACAUUUGGGAGGCAGCUAGUUUCAAGUUAUCAAAUACAUCAAGCCAAACAGCGUGCGCUGAAGCAUUAUAUCUGCUGUCAAUGGAUAUAAAUGGCUUUAUUUUACAUAAUGAAAGUGCAAUUUGUAAAGCCAAUGUCUGGAACUCAAGACAGUGAAUUUAUCUUGUAAGCUACCUCAUUUUUGGCUGUGAAGCUAAAAACCAAACUGGAGAGGAUGGACGUCAAAGGCUGAGAUCCACUCAAAUUCCAGAGCAAGAACGCCACAACAGAUUAGACCUCAACUGUGUGACAGAAGAGAAAAACGCUUAAUGGUGUGUGAUAAUUCGGCACGUUUGUAGCUGGGAGUGUUACUUCAAUGUAACCUCAUCACUGUCUAGCUGCACAGAUGCCUGCCUCUUUCUUUCCUUUCCUUUUCUUUUCUUAGACACACAGGCAGUAACUCUGUCCUCCAGUGCAUAAAUAGGAUUUAGUCUCAGUCAGCAUGCAGAAGCAGAGAAAUACCAUUUGGAAAGGCUGAAUUAUCUCAAACACUUUUGAAUUACCCAAGCAAAAGCAUGAAGACUUGAUCUUAAAUUCAUCCUCAGAUGCAAGAGGCAGGCACUUCUCCUGGACACAUUCCUACCUACCCUGUCACUAGAAAAACUGGACCUUGUUCAACAGCUAUUGCAGAUAAUAAUCUAGCUAUUUGAAUUAAUACGUACUCACUCAGCCAGAACAGGCUUGGCAGUAAUCAUGACCUAGACCCAUAAUAGCACUUAAUGUCACCAGUCAUCUAAAUUUACUGUGAGAAAUGGAAUACUUCAGUAGAUCCCUAAUGAUUUCUAUUACGAAAGUAUAAAAGACAGAGAUUUAAAAAACCUAAAUCACAUAUCUUAAUGCUGUUUGAAUGAUAAUAGUUCUGCUGCCUCUUUGCCUGGCAGGCAGCGUGAGUAGCACAGAGUAGAACACAGCAAGCUCUCACUACAUUUAUUUUCUCUAACCCAUUUUAAUCAAGCAACGGUUAAUCUGGGAGACAUUCACAUUACAUCUGGUGCAGUAUCAGAAAGCAAAGAGGACUGUAGCUUGAUGAAGUUGGAAUCCACGCUUGCUCUGGACAGCAGGUAGUCUUUUAACAUGGAUUACUUUCAGCUUUUUAGUCUUUCAAAUUUUGUUCUCUUUUGAGUUCUGACUUAUCGAACAAUAUCUUUUUAGUAAUGGAAACUAAUUUUAACCACUCUGCUUCCUAAUCUCAUUGCAAUUGUAGCAUUUAAGAAUAAAAGGGUCUCAAAUUACAUUAAACCCUUGGAGACACGCUCCGGGAAAUGCUGUUUUAAGCACCAGAUAGCAACCUGAAGCAUAAAUUUGGAACAAUGGACUGUACUAACAUGGA
Cuculus canorus (common cuckoo) is the source of this 2964-nucleotide messenger RNA. It is a transcript of the gene KCNG4, whose product is annotated as potassium voltage-gated channel modifier subfamily G member 4. Gene Ontology annotation, biological process: protein homooligomerization; potassium ion transmembrane transport. Bases 445 to 1554 code for a protein of 369 amino acids. The transcript is spliced from 5 exons. Lineage: Eukaryota; Metazoa; Chordata; Aves; Cuculiformes; Cuculidae. Gene Ontology annotation, cellular component: voltage-gated potassium channel complex; membrane. Gene Ontology annotation, molecular function: delayed rectifier potassium channel activity. The record is from RefSeq and is a predicted model, not a curated record.